AUGCUCCUGUCUCAGCAGAAUGAACUGAAAUUCAACCUGGGACCAGAGAAUGAAAGUACAGUUACUGAGUUCAUCCUAGAGGGCUUCUCAGGGCUUGAUCAAGGACUACAGCAAUUUCUCUCGCUGGUCCUUCUGCUCGUGUACCUGACAACAGUGAUGGGGAACACAACCAUCAUUUUCCUCAUGUGUGUGGAUCACCGCCUGCAAACCCCCAUGUACUUUUUCAUCAGCAAUCUGGCCUUCCUGGAAAUCUGGUUUGCAUCCUCCACAAGCAUCAAAUUGUUGGUGAUCCUGAGUUCUGGAAGGAGGACAAUCUCACAAAGUAGCUGCUUUGCCCAAUCCUAUUUCUGUUUUGGCCUGGGCUGUACAGAUCUUGUUCUCCUUGUUGUCAUGCCCUUUGACCGCUACGUUCCCAUCUGCCAGCAUUUGCGUUACGCUGCCAUCAUGAAGCCUCAGCUCUGCAUCCACCUGGCUGUUGCUGUUUGGAUCACAGGCAUCACACUCUCGACUUACUGUCUGGUCCUCCUCUACAAGCUGACUUUCUGUGGCUCGAAGAUCCCCCAUUAUUUUUGUGAGAACUCGCCCUUAUUCAAAUUGUCCUGCUCUAACACCAGCCU
Messenger RNA from Tauraco erythrolophus (red-crested turaco), 617 nucleotides. Its product is annotated as olfactory receptor 6E1. Gene Ontology annotation, molecular function: G protein-coupled receptor activity; olfactory receptor activity. The record is from RefSeq and is a predicted model, not a curated record. Gene Ontology annotation, cellular component: membrane. Lineage: Eukaryota; Metazoa; Chordata; Aves; Musophagiformes; Musophagidae. Gene Ontology annotation, biological process: G protein-coupled receptor signaling pathway.